CUUUGAUUCAGUGGCAGUGGCUGAGACAACCCCAUUACCAGCCACCGUUAACCCGUGUAAUUACAAUCUUCGAUGAUACUCAAGAUCAACAGCUCACGGUAAAGAAAAGACAGAUUUCCCUGGAGCACAUCGGGUCUUUAUUACGUCUCUGCAGCCGAAAUCAAAGAAGACCGAGAAAGCAGGCUCUGUGCUGGAUGACCACAAAGUCGGAAGAUGCAUUGUGUGUCUGAUGAGAGCAAAAGAAGCCAGUCAAAGUCCGUCAGUGAACGCGUGACACAAAAAGGAGUACCUGCGAUGAAGAAACCCGCAAGAAGCUCCACUCGGUAAGAAGUGGAAGAGUGAUAUUCAGAGAGAAAAACCAGACAGAAGAGAGUGGAGGCCAGAGAACAAACACCAGCACGUCCUCAAAUGAUGGGGAUAAAGCACCUUCUGCUUCUUUUGAUUUACUUAGACCCGCUGAAUGUCCUGUGCGCCGCCACCACCAACAAAAAGAGCAAAACCCCGCCGAGGAGGAACCCAAAGGUGAAGGAGGUCAACGGCAGCACCACUGCGGUCCCGGCGGCCGCGGCCAUCCCGGGGAGGAUCACCCAGGUCCAAGCUCCCUCGGUCGGCGUCGUCCAGCACGACACCUGCCUGGGCUACUACGACGUGAGCGGGCAGUACGACAAAGAGUUCUCGUGCAACAACACCGACCACCGCUUCUGCUGCGGCAGCUGCUUCCUCCGCUUCUGCUGCGCGGACCGGGGGAAGCGGCUGGAGCAGAAGAGCUGCACCAACUACAACACACCGGACUGGAUCAAAACCCAGCCCCCUUCACCAGCGCCAACAGGUGAUACUUACGACCCGGAGCUGGACCGGACCAACACCACGGUGUACAUCACCUGCGGGGUCAUAACGCUCAUCAUUGCCAUUGGGAUUUCUGUUAAAGUUGCCUAUGAUAAAGCCACCAAGCCCCCUCAGGAAAUGAAUGUGCACAGAGCCCUGGCAGACAUUCUGAGGCAACAAGGACCGGUUCCGAUAUCUCAAUAUGACCAUGAAAACAGUGCAGUGAUUGAUGGGUCACCCAAAGACGAGACGCCAGUCAGAACUUUGAAGAAUCAUUACACACCUGUUCACACCAAGGCAUCAAACCACGGGCACUAUGGGAAAGAAAACCUGCGCAGUGGAGGCCAAGACAUGCACAACUUCAUCUCCUCGGGAUUUGUGACACUCGGACGAGGCCACUUGAAAGCGCAGCAAUCCAUAGACGAAUCGGGGCAGAUGUCCUGGCAGGGCGAGCUGGACAUCCCCAUCUCUUACGGAAACCACCACCAUGACUACCAGCACAGCCACCUGGAUCUGACUGCACUCACACCUAAACUGGAGAGACCCCAGCGGAUGAACAACAUCCUGACCUCAGCGACGGAGCCCUACGACCUGUCGCUCUCCAGAUCCUUCCAGAACCUCAGCCAUCUGCCGCCCUCCUACGAGCUGGCCCUCAAGUCUGACUUAAGUGAUAAGGACGUAGAUGAAUACUACACAAGGAAGCAUCACCAUCAUGACUUUGGUGGCCGGGGUCCGACCCACAUGGUGAAGCUGAAUGCAGAUCCCCAGCAGCACCAGCAGCGGCAGCGUCCCCACCGCGUCCAGAGGGCCAUGUCCCAGGACCAUGUCCUGUCUCCUCCCAGGACACCACGUCGCGGAGACUACGGUCUGUCUUCAUACGGUGUCAUGGCAGCUGCCGCGUACGGGAGCAGCCGCCACCUCUCAGAGGAGCAGCUACUGUCGGCGGACCGCCUCCACUCCCAGGAUCCCUUACUGUCCCCUGCGAUGCGGCGCGACAAGUUCCGGGAGAAGGCCAUGGCACGGGCGAUGUCUCACGCCGACAUGCUAAUGCCCACCACGCCUGUCAUGGACCGCCACAAGAUGACCAAGAUGCACUCUCAACCCAGUGCCUCUAACGACUCCUACAACACGCUGACGGUCAACCACCAAGUGUCCACGUCUAAGAGGCAGGCAUUUGCCUCCCGACGAACACACACGGUGGACCACCUACAGUACAUUCCCGGCCACCACCACACAUACCGCACUGCCAGUAAGAACGAGGUAACUGUUUAACUGCAGAGCGGCUGGCCGAAGGAUUCCUGCAACGCACCACGGACGUCAACAGAAAUCUCCAAAAAUCAGCAAGUUUCUUCAGCAGAGGUGUUCUGUCUUCUUGUUAAAACAACCUCCUACAUUAAAACUCUUCCUGCUUUUUAGCACAAGCUUCCUGUGUCAUCCAGAUUUUGGGUAACUAGAAUCAACACUGGCAAAGACAUUUCUCUCUUAGAGCAUCAUAAGGGCUUUGCGCAUUGACACAAAGAGGGAUCCUUCAUGUCAGAUGUUUGACAGCGUGAAGAAAAUAUUUUUUAAACUGGACAUGGGACUGAAAGAGAAUUGUAUUAACUUUAUAAAUAUAUAAAUAUACUAUAUUUACUAUUUGUAUUUUCAGUCCUUGUUAUAGCUUUAGAGAUUCUCAUUGAACGUGACUGAUGUAAGCACUUCAAGUGGUGCCUCUUAAAAUUCGUCCCAUUUCAACGAUGAAGUGGAUUUGUGGGUUAAAAAGCACAAUUAAUGACUUCCCUUUUUUGGUUUAUUUUACUCUUCUUCUUUGAUAAACGGCCAGAACAUAUCAGCUUAUUAGUGAAAACAGAGGCUAUUUCUGUUGCAUACAAUAGAUGAUUGUAAAUAGGCUAUAUUAGCAGCAUUAAAACAAGAAAAGCUGGCCCUUUGGCAUUAUUGUUUUUUUUAUUUUAGUUUUUUUCUCCCACCUGGAAUCUAUCAUGGAUUCUCAAUUAAUAGAUUUAACUUUAGAUAAGGCAAAGUUCCCAAAUUAAUAUUAUUUCCACAGAUGUCUCCAAAACAUGUGGACAUAAUAUGUAUAUGGGAAAUUUUUUUUUUUCUUUUCUAACUGUGCUUGUAGCAUAGAAUGAUUGUGUAUGAAACGACGUUUUACCACUGUCGAACGGCAGCUUCAGUCUGCAGGUGAAAAUGAAAACCUAAUGGUUGUUUGAAUUAGCUUAAAUUCUGUUCACACAUUUCCUUGCUUUCUCACCUACGCCCGCCCUGCUCUGUUUGUGAUUGGCCAGCUGAGAAGGUCCGGUGGUUAGUUUUGUGUGUCGAUAUGUUGGCAGAAACAAUCAGCACUAAAGAGGACGUCAUCGUCAUCAUAAUCGCUAGUCAAUCAAGCAUUAAUUAAAACUGUGAACUGUUUCCCUACAUGUUUUCAUUAAAGCAAUGCCUUAUUGUAUGGAAUCCCAUAUGCUCUUAAUUGAACAAUCAUGCUUUUGCCACAUGUCUCGGCUUUUGUGCAAUAUAUUGAUCAUGACUUACCAGCAGAACCAGCAGUAAAAACCUGUAUAGUGUUAGAUGAUACAGUACAUAUACCUCAAAAUCUCUCAAUAAAUUCAAUUGAAGGAAUCUACAUUUUGAAAGGAAAACAAUCAAUAGCUGGAUAUCAUUCAUAUUGGGAAUUUGAUAAAUUAUUUGCAUUAACUGAAUUUGCUUUGUUUAAGGUUUAUGAGCUCAUAAGUAGGUGCUCUUGUUCUCAACAGCUCAGUCAGAUUGACUGGAGAGUACAGGUCUUCACUCGGUUCCUAGUAAUUGAGGCCGAAUCCCGCGGAGUCAAAAUUAUAUUCAGUCUAAUUGGGUUGGUAGGGUCCCGUUGCAUUGCCCCAGGUCUCGGGGAUGUCCAUCAAUAUAUCUAAUACCCCAGUGGAUCCUAAUGGAUUCUCUAUCAGCUCUGAUCUCAUGGUGCGUCAUUAAUCAUCACAGAAAAUGUGUUUUUUGAGGCCGAUGGAGACGAGAAAGAAACGACACAUAUCACUGCUGUCUGUUAAUUAGUGGAACAUCAUUCUGCUGCAACAAAGUCACCAGUAAGUCUCAAGACUUGGCGAUGAAGUUCCGAUACAAGUCCCAAGUCAAGGCAUUUAAAUCCCAAGUCAAGACCCAAGUCAAGACAAUUGAGUUUCAAGUCCUAGACAAGUGUAUUACUUGUCUGUCUGCUGGUGCGCGUUGCCAACCACACCUUUCCUUCUGCUCUCGCAAUGCGAUUGGCGUGAUUUGAAGCAAAUCGGUUGAACAUGAACGAUUGAUUCGGUGCAAACUUUGUGCAAAAUUAUUUUUCAUCCUUGAGAUAAGGAGGAUUCCAAGUCAUUCCACGUGCGAAGGCUGAAGUCCAAGUGAAUUCACGAGUCAUUGGUGUUAAAGUCCGAGUCUAUUUUGAAGUCUGUUUGGAUUUUGUCGAGUCUGAGUCAAAUCCACACCCCUGCUGCUGCGUCAUGUCUAAUUAUCCUUGAGUCUGUUCAGAUUGAGCCUCUUCUUUUUGUUUUUCAUUCAUUUGUUUGUUUAGAUAGAUUUUCCGUAGGUCUGUUUCGGAUCCAAUAUUUUGGACUUAUGAAGACCUCCACUGUAGAGUCCAAAGACCAUGACAGUACAGUAUGUGUGUCAAAUGUUUGAGAGUCAAAAACAGUCUUAAUACUAAAAUCUCUCUGUAGAUUUACAAGAAACAUAAUAGUUCCCAUUGAGAAAUUAUAAAUUCAAUGCACUGUCCAUUUCCAAAACAGAAUUAUAAAUUUAUGGGUAUCUCUUUGUGGCAACAUUAAUCAGAUUAUAACCUGAAUUUAUUGUCAUCAGGAACAUUGCUGUUUCUAUCAUAUCUAUUCUAGAUAUUUGAGUUGUAGUCUGCUGUAUAUAAAAACUUGAAUACAAUGUUAUUUGUGAUUGGAACUGCAAUGUCUCAUUACACAUAAAUCUCUGAUUUAGUUGGACUAGGCUUAUGUCAUGUUGUACAUGUUUUCUUUAGUUGACUAUCUUAAUUUUUAUAACAAUAAAUUAAAGCUUGACGACCUUGUAGGGAUGUGGAAAGUUGGCCAAAUGUAUCUUGAGUUCAACAAAUUCAUUUCUUUAACUUGAUGUGCUGUUUUAAUUUUUUUCCGUCAGGUCUGCAUUAAAUGAUGUCAAUUAGAAAUUGUCCCUUUUUUUUUUCUUAAAUUAUUGUCUUUGUACAUAUGGUAUGGUUUUCUUUACUGUUCUUGGAGAGUGUUUGCAGGUAAUGAAGUAUAUUUGAUAGCUAUGGGUGGGGUAUGGGUGUUAAGUGUUUAGUAGACUGCUUCAGACAAGUAUCUGUGUCCAUCCAACUAAUCUUCACAAACUUCUGCUCCUUCUUUUCACUUAAUUAAUAAUGAUGUCAUCCCGAGAGCCUUUUUCUCUAUGUGCAAUAUUUCCUAUUCAUGCAGCAUAACUCUAUAGCUACUAACUCUUUUUAAAAAUGUUGUGAGGUUCAUUUGCUGACAUAAAGGCUUUGUUGUCCUUUUGAUUUAGGACUGUAUUGUCUUUCAUAGUCGGAAAGGAGUGGGUUUUUUUGUUUGUUUGUUGUUUUUUUUUCUAAUACAGCUUAAUGUGGUAUGAAUGAAAAAGGUGUCUGUGUAAUUGCACAAAUAAUUGGAGACUAAUUUAAAGGCUUCAAAAAUGACAAAAUACGACUGUUCCUGUGCAUU
This is a messenger RNA of Thunnus maccoyii (southern bluefin tuna), 5519 nucleotides long. Its product is annotated as protein shisa-6-like. Gene Ontology annotation, cellular component: AMPA glutamate receptor complex; postsynaptic density; dendritic spine membrane. Gene Ontology annotation, biological process: regulation of AMPA receptor activity; regulation of short-term neuronal synaptic plasticity. Lineage: Eukaryota; Metazoa; Chordata; Actinopteri; Scombriformes; Scombridae. Bases 409 to 2097 code for a protein of 562 amino acids. The record is from RefSeq and is a predicted model, not a curated record. The transcript has 8 exons.